Molecule: messenger RNA, 765 nt
Organism: Monosiga brevicollis MX1
Lineage: Eukaryota; Choanoflagellata; Craspedida; Salpingoecidae
Exons: 4
Coding region: 1-765 (254 amino acids)
Cellular component (GO): membrane
Molecular function (GO): sulfotransferase activity
Source: RefSeq, a predicted model, not a curated record
AUGAAGUAUCGAAGGCGACCACUAGGAGCUUUUGGGCUGAUUUUCAGCUGCCUGGCACUCGGCUUGCCGAUGCUAGUGCACGGUGGGCUAAGCGUACAGCACUGCCAGUUGUACCUUGAGACGGACUAUCUGUUCUAUAACAGAAUCCCCAAGGCCGGCAGCACGACCCUCAAGACCCUUGGCAAGAAAUUGGGGCGACAGUACCACUUUGAUUUCAACAGCAGCCGAAUCUACUGUUGUCGGGAGCGUGUUCAGGCUGUGAUGGGACCAAAGCAAGCAAACUGGACCAUCAAUGAAUGUAUGGAUGCUGGAGAUGAAUGCAACUACCUGCGAGAACUGAUGGAUGCAAGCUCUUUCAAUCUGAUGACCACCUUUUUCUGUGGACACGGUCCCGAGUGCACCAUGCAAACACCCCAACAGGCUCUUGCACGAGCCAAGCAGCGGUUGGAGCGAGAUUAUGCACAUGUGGCGGUGCUGGAGCGCAUGCCAGAGAGCCUUGCCUUAUUUGAACUGUUGAUGCCCCAGUUUUUCCGCAACGCUCGCUCGUUCCUGUCCGAACACAGGGAGUAUCAGCAGUUGAAUCAUAAUCAAGCCGUCGAGGCGGAUCGGCGGCGGCCCACUUCUGCGACAAGAGCUGCGAUUGCUCGACUGGCUCGUUAUGAUAUGGAGCUCUACGGCUUUGCAGUGUCUCUGCUCACAGAGCGCCUUCUCAGUUGUUCGCAUCUGAUGCGUGGUCUCACCAUACCAGCACCAUCGUCAACAUGA